AUGGAAUACUCCGAGUUCUCUAUCUUCCCCUUGCCAGCCUCAAUCCGGCGCCGUCUGCCCCGCCUAUCUUCGUUCCACCGGGCCGAGAUCAAGGGCACCGAAUCAAACGGGAAUCCGCACCACGGAUUGGCCUCUUCGUCCGAACCGCAGCUAUUGUGUCACACCCAAAUAUCCACAGUGAUACCAGAGGUCCAGAGGCCUUCGACGGCUAGCGAUGACUUGGACUUAGACUCUAGUUCUGGGCGAUCAGAUAGUUCCCGGGAGGAGAUGGGGUCGCCGGCGAAAUACGAGACUGAGUCAGGACUGCGGUGGAAUCGAGGUCGUGGUCCGACUGAAGCGAUCAAUCUUCUCCGUAAUGCGGGAUACGAAGCGCAGCAGGUGCAGGCUGACGGACGGCUGGUUCGAUCGCUUUACGUGAAUGCAUUGGUAUACUUGCUCGAUGCGCUACCUGCCGACUUGACCGCCGAGGAGACUUCCACGCUGCGACACCAUGUUCCAGAGCCGGUGAAGGCGGACUUAAUGACAUGCUCACAGCCGCCGCGGUACUUGGGAGACGCAAGUCACAAGGUAGAAUCGCAUCCGAAAUCCUACCUCCACAAAGCUCUUGCUUCGACGAUUGUGCAACUGUUUAUUUUGCUGCGGUUCAUUUUACCAUAUGCGAAGUUGCUGUUGUGUCAGCUGUAUGAGUACGAGCGGACACAUCGCAUCACUGAGCGCAUUAUGACUACCACGCUGGAUGCGGCUGAUGGGUUGGGCAAAGGCAGUCUGAAUAUUGGAGCUGCGGUAUGUAAGUUCAACGAAGGACGGGUUGGUGCUGCACUGUCAAAUUUCGCUGGUUGGUGGAUGGAAGGUGUGGCUGGAGGAAUAUACGAAGGGGUGGGUGAGGGGAUGCUCCAUUUGGGUCUCUUGGGAAAAGAAGCGGAUAUAGAUAGACUUCCAUUGCAAUCAAUGGGUAAAUAG
Molecule: messenger RNA, 960 nt
Organism: Penicillium bovifimosum
Lineage: Eukaryota; Fungi; Ascomycota; Eurotiomycetes; Eurotiales; Aspergillaceae
Exons: 2
Coding region: 1-960 (319 amino acids)
Source: RefSeq, a predicted model, not a curated record